This is a messenger RNA of Drosophila guanche, 3356 nucleotides long. RefSeq names its product solute carrier family 12 member 8. Gene Ontology annotation, cellular component: membrane. NCBI's taxonomy places the organism in Eukaryota, Metazoa, Arthropoda, Insecta, Diptera, Drosophilidae. Gene Ontology annotation, biological process: potassium ion homeostasis; potassium ion import across plasma membrane; cell volume homeostasis. The record is from RefSeq and is a predicted model, not a curated record. The transcript has 7 exons. Gene Ontology annotation, molecular function: potassium:chloride symporter activity. The coding region runs from base 492 to 2654 and encodes 720 amino acids.
ACACGCGCGGAUAGCUAUCGAUGACGACUUUAUAGUUUACAUAUGAGAGUGUUUUUAUUUAACUUUUUGCGCAUUUACCACCGACAACAGUUGCAUUGCAUUCGUUUCCACCUGCCUCCAAUGAUGAGGUCCGCUGUUGCGCGUGCCAGCUGCUAGUGAGCGAAAAGGGGGCCAAACCACAGAUUUGGAGAGCCGUUCUAGCCACAAAAAUCACAUGCCCAAAACUUUCAUUCGCUUGCCUGCGUGGAUGUGUUUUGGUAUCCAUCAUCAUCAGUGCAACGUCGCACCCAGAACCAGAGCCAGCCAAGAAGUCAAUAAAUAGCAAUCAGUUAAUUGCCGCGAUUAGGCCAGAAUAGUCGAUAGAUAGCCUCAUCGCAGAGGCCAGGAAUAAGUCGGCUGCAACAACAACAGCAACAACUAGCGCCCAAAACUCGCAACUCUCUCUCCCACACACACCUACAUAUUAACACACACGAAGACGGGAGCGAAGUAUGAGUAAUACGGCGGAAAGUAACGGGAGCCGGCGCACUGUCGACUGGCAGCGCUUCGGUCUUGGCGGCGAUGAUGACGGUGAGGUGUCCGUGGCCGGCUUUCGCCAGCGGACCAACAACAACACGGGCGGAUUCGUUGACCUGGGCAACGAGUACACAUACGCGGCCGGUGGACACCAUGCCUCCGGAGCCAACGAGAUAUUCGCCGGGGAGCAAGGCGACAAGCCCUGGUGGCGUUCGAACUUCUUCAUCUCGCAACCGGUGCUGUUCGGCACCUGGGAUGGGGUCUUCACCUCCUGCCUGAUCAACGUAUUUGGUGUGAUCGUGUUCCUGCGCUCGGGCUGGAUCGUGGCACAGGCGGGCAUUAUCAAUGCAGUGGCCAUCAUCGUCUGCACCGUCCUCAUUGCCCUGGUGAGCGUCCUCUCGGCCAUCGGCAUCUGCGAACGCUGCCGUGUGGAGAGCGGAGGCGUUUACUUUUUGAUUGCGCACACCCUGGGCUCCCGGUUCGGUGGCGCCCUCGGUCUGCUCUACUGCUUUGGACAGGCUGUGGGCUGUGCCCUGAAUGUUAUGGGAUUCGGCGAGUCGAUGGCCGGGCUGGUCGGACUGGAGGACAACAAGUGGGCCAUUCGUGGCUUUGCCACCGCUGCUGUUCUGCUCCUGGGCUGCAUCAAUGUGGCCGGCGUUAAGUGGGUCAUCAAGCUGCAGUUCAUUCUGCUCAUGAUCCUGCUCAUCUCGGCGCUGGACUUUAUGGUGGGCAGCUUUGUGGGUGUAGAUCCAGAUAAAGGCUUUGAUGGCUGGAUGAGCGGCAACUUUGCAGAAAAUCUCUGGCCAAGAUACGAGGAUGGGUAUUCGUGGUUCCGCGUCUUUGGUGUCUUCUUUCCCACUGUGACCGGCGUCCUGUCGGGCAUCAACAUGAGCGGUGACCUGCGUGCUCCCUCCACAGACAUACCCAACGGAACGCUCGCUGCCUUUGGCACUUCAACCUUUUUGUACUUGGUGUUUGUGCUGUUCCUGGGCGCCACGUGCCAACGUGCCAUACUCUACGAAGAUUUCAUGAUCUCCGUCAAGGUUUCGGCCGUGCAUUUCCUGCUGCUGGCCGGCAUCUACGUAUCCAGCAUGUCCUCCUGCCUGGGCGCCAUGUAUGGCACACCGCGCGUUCUCCAGAGCAUUGCCAAGGAGAGCGUCAUUCCUGGCAUCGAUGUACUGGGCAAGGGUCGCGGACCUAACAAAGUCCCUCUGUAUGCCAUGGCUAUUGUGGCAAUGGUGACGGUAACCUUCAUUAUGGUCGGUGACAUUAACUUCCUGGCCCCCAUUGUGACCAUGCCCUUCCUGCUGACCUACGCCUGCAUCAACUACGCCUAUUUUGCCUUGGCCCAGACCUUUGACAUACAGGAGCAGCGCGAGGAGCGGUUCCGCAUCCAGGCCUCGAGCCCCAGCUACGAGACACGUCGCUACGGCAGCGUGUCUGAUGGUGGCAAUGACCUGGAUCUGCUCUUCCCCGAUCGAGUGCGUCACAAGAAUUUGCAGAGUCCCCAGAACUCGCCCAUGCACCAGGCAGCGCCAAUGGAGUUCGACCUGGAGGGGCCUAGCACCUCCACGCCAGCGCCGGCUUCGAGCCAAGCGGAGGCAGCCCGGGCUUCAGCAGCGACAACAGUCACAGAAACGGGCACAGAAGAUGCCACUGCCCUGUCAGUGGAGCAGUCGGCCACGCAGGGCGGUAGCGAGGAUGAGAACGAACCGAUUGCACCCAUCCGUCCGCCCAUACAUUCCAAGACGAAAAACUGGUACUCUGGCUACUGCAAUCGCUGGUUCUCCCUGGGAGGGGCCUUUGUCAAGUUGCUGGUGAUGUUGUUGGUCAACUGGUACUACGCUCUGACCUGCUUCUUGGUGGUCUUUGUCGUUUGGUUCUAUGUGGGCACAGCCAAUCCAGCCGUCAAGCCGGGCCUGACAGCCGAGUUCAACUUUUUCGCCUGGGUCAAGAGCGUCAUAUUCAGAUGCUUCGGCAAGCGCAUGCAUGAGUAUGAGCAGAUUGUGGUGACGCCCUCAUGCCCGGGCGUAGAUCUUUCGCCGACGCAGCUGAACGAACAGAACGAGGACUUUCGGCCACGGCCCAACUACCAUCACUCGUCAGUCAUCGAGGGUCGCCUGAUCGAUGACAUCUAGACAAUGGCAGUGGGAGUGGGAGCGGCGGUGGCAGACGUGGCUGUGCAGCUGUGGCAAGCAAUAUUUGAGUGCAUUUCUGCAAGGCUAGAGCUAGAGCUAAACUAAAACUGAAUCUAAAAACGAAACUAAGCUAAACUCAACUGAAACAAAACAAAACAAAGAGAACUCAACUAAACUAUAUACUUACAUGACUAUACGAUAUGUAUGUUUGUAUUUUAGUGUAUGGAUGUGUAUGUGUUCGUGUGUUUUAAGCUAGGAGCUAAGGAUACAAUUAUGUUUAGUCCAGGCACAGGCAUUUACGAUCGAAUUCCCCCUUUUUCCUACCAGCACAAGCAGCACACUGGCACCCGCACACUCAUACCACAACAGGCACGCACAGCGCACAGACGGACAUGAAAGACAGACAGACAGACGUAGCAGCUCAGAGCAGUCCUUUUCUUUUAUAUUAAUACUAAUUGAAUUAACUUAAGUUUUUGGCACGCUUGCAGUGUGUUCCUUGUUCGCGUAGUUAUUUCUAGAUAGAAAGAGAGAGAAAAAAAACAAAAGCAAAAAGCGUGUAAAAUUGUUGCUAAAUGGAUAUGUUUCCGCACACCGACAGCAUUUUGAAGGAGACAUAUGUGAUACUGAGAUAAUAAGUAAAACCAAAAAAGAAAACAAACAAAAGAAAAAAUUAAAUUUUCAGGAUCUGACGACUUUGCAUUU